Cordyceps militaris CM01 is the source of this 1392-nucleotide messenger RNA. RefSeq names its product exo-beta-1,3-glucanase. Lineage: Eukaryota; Fungi; Ascomycota; Sordariomycetes; Hypocreales; Cordycipitaceae. The transcript has 39 exons. Bases 1 to 1392 code for a protein of 463 amino acids. The record is from RefSeq and is a predicted model, not a curated record.
AUGGUUUUCUGGUGUCCUGGUGUCUGGGAACAGGGGUAUUACAACGGUAAGGCGUGCGAACCGUGUAUAAAGAAAUACUUAAGUUUUAGUAAAGAGAAAAGGUCUUAUAGAGAAGUACUUAGGCUUAAUAAGUUUAAAAUUAUAUUAUAUAGUAUAGAAUUAAAUAUACUACUUCCUACUAUUAAAAAUUCUCCUUUUUUCUUUAUAAAAUUAUUUAUCUAUAUAUUCCUAGCUAUAAUACCUUUAUUAACCUACUUAUUAGUAAGUAUUAGCCUUAAGAAUAACUUUAAAAGGGUUAGCUUUAAAUACUACCUAGUAGUAAAGAAUAUUAUAAUAAUCUUUAAUAAAGAAAAAAAUAGUAUUACUAAGAGCCUAAAAAUCUUAGCUAAAACCUUAAUCUUUAAGUUAAUUACUAUACUAGCCUAUACCUUAUUUAUAACCGUGGGAAUCUUAACCGAAAACGGCAGCGGCGGCUUCAUCUCAGACCUCACCUUUAAUAGCGGCAAUAUUAUCAAGGGCGGCUCCAUCGCGUUCAACAUCUCUAGUUCCGGUGGCCUGACAGGCCAGGGCAUUAAAAGCGUGUCCAUCAUCGACUCAGAAAUAACCAACGUCGAGGUCAGCGUCCUAACCAACAGCGCGGCGACGGCGCCGAACAUUAUCCUCAACAACACCAAGUUUACCAGCGCCACAGGCAAACAGUACAACGGCGACAAGGGCUCGACUAAGACAGGCAACGUCAAGGCGCCCGCGCGCAGCAAGGGCCUUAAUAAUGAAAACGGCAAGCUCUACGUGCGCUCUCGUCCACAGUACAAGAAGAAGUCCACAGGUGACUUCCUAAUUACGACAACAGAUAGCAGGUGCAAGAAUAACGCCAGCGGCAAUCAGGCCGGGUGCCUCAACCGCUUCCUAAGCCGUGCAGUAGAGGGUGGAAAGAUUGCCUACUUCCCCGCCAACGUCUAUACAGUCGGCUCGACAGUCUACAUCCCAGUCGGCUCAAUUCAGGGAUCGGGCUUCUUUUUUAGCGACAUUACAAAGCCCAAGGUCAUAGUACAGGUAGGUAAAAAGGGCGAUGAUUCCCACUUCCACAUCGGCGGCGCUCUCGGCACCGACCUUAACAUAGCCACGUGCCCGCGCUUCAGCAACAAAGCCGCUAAUCACGACAACGACCAGAGCAUCGUCAACCAGCCCAACUCGUCCAUCACACAAAUCUCCAUAUUUGCCGCGCGCAGCACGCUCAUUGAGUCAAAAGUGGCGCCACGAGCGUCUACAGGCCACAUCCAGACCGAGGCGCCAUACUACCAGCUAAACCCCAGGCCCCCUAAUCCCUUCCACGCCGGCGCCCACUUCCCUAACAAUCCCGACUUUAGCGGCUACGAAGUUGCCGCCGUCUAG